Molecule: messenger RNA, 725 nt
Organism: Microplitis demolitor
Lineage: Eukaryota; Metazoa; Arthropoda; Insecta; Hymenoptera; Braconidae
Product: protein PBDC1
Exons: 4
Coding region: 135-641 (168 amino acids)
Cellular component (GO): cytoplasm
Source: RefSeq, a predicted model, not a curated record
CUUGUUUUCAAAUACAAUAUAUAUAUUUAUAUAUAUACAUAAAUAUAUAAUAUAAGUACAAUAAAUUACUCCACGUGUUUUAAAUAAUUAUUAUUAACUUUGUUUAUUUAAAAAAUAUUUAAACAAUUCAAAUAAUGGCGCGAAUUGGUAACGUGUCGGCAGAUCAAUUGAUUGCAGGAUCAAGUGUUUUAUCAAGACCAGCUGAAGAAUUUGAAAAUGAUGCAACUGUUGAGGCAAUGUGGGCAAUGAAAGCAUUUGAACAUGCGGAAAUAUAUUUCAAUAUAUUAUGCUCAGUAGAUCCAAAACAUCUGAAACUCACAGCCCACGAUGACCAGAUCUACAAAGCUUUUCGCGAGGCCUUUCCCAAUUUGUCUGUCGACAAAAUAAACGAGGACGAGAUGAAAUCUCCUGAAGGAAAGAACAAAUGGCGGCAAUUUUGCGAGCAAUUCAAAGAUAUAGUUGAAGAUUACAGCAUGGGAACUCUCCUCCGCGCCGAUUGCACCGACGAGUACAGCGAAAAAAACAGUAUCCUGGUAACGCGUAUCCAGUUUUACGCAAUCGAGCUCGCACGUAACCGCGAAGGCCUCAACGACUCGAUUCGCCAAAAGUUUAAGCCCAAAAAACUGACCAAGAACUCAUAAAAAAAAUGCAAUUAAAUUUAAAUUGAAAUUGAAAUUUUAUUUUUACAGACAAUUAAAUAAAACUGGUAAUUAAUUACAAAAUAA